GUAAGCAGAAGCAAGAAUUUAUUUAGAUAAUGGAGAGGGAGAGUAGCAAGGUUAGGAAAAAAGUGCCGGGCAGGAGAUUGAUUGAUGAGGUCUUUUCUUGGUCUAUAAGAGAUGUUCUUAAUAAAGAUCAUUACAAAAACCAGGUAACUAAGAUUCCUGAGACAUUCUCGGAUGUAAUGAGUUACAUGAGAGUAUUUGUCCCUUCACUUCUAGAGGAAACACAUGAAGAUUUACGCUCAAGCGUGAUGUCCCUCUCGCAGUCACCUGCCUGUGAAAUUCUGACUGUUGAAACUUCCAAGGAUCAUAAACCACCUAAAGACCUUUUUUACCAAAUUACAUGUAAGAGGAGAGAAGGAGGAGAUUCUGUAGGAGCAUAUGAGCCAGAAGCUGGUGACAUCAUUGCACUCACCGAUGUGAGACCAAAACACAUUGAUGAUUUGAACAGAUCCAGAAAUUCCUAUCUUAUUGCUUUUGUUAUUGGACCACCACCCGGGAGUUCUGAUAUGCUUCUGAUACUUGCAUCAAAGUCCAUCGAGGGAGGAGUGCCAGGAAACAAAAGGGUUAUGAGAAAGAGUAAUAAACUAUUCGCUGUAUAUCUCAUGAACAUGACAACAAACGUACGUGUAUGGAAAGCUUUGAACUCAGAACCAGGCGCAAACACAAAUCUGCUCAGGAGUGUUCUGCAAGUGCAACUACGAAACUCAUCACAUGGUCAGAAUUCUUGCACAAUAUGUUGUUCCAAAGAAAACAGCUUCCUUGCGCUUUCUCCCAUGUGGCCUGAAAUGUGUUCCGAUCUAAAUGAUUCCCAAGAGGCUGCAGUUUUGAACUGUAUCAGUUUGAGUAAGUGCCAUCACCAGAAUUCAGUCCAGCUUAUAUGGGGUCCUCCAGGGACUGGAAAAACAAAGACAGUUGGUUUAUCACUGUUUGCAUUGUUUCAGUUGAAGUGCAAAACACUAACAUGCACUCCCACCAACAUUUCCAUCGUAGAAGUAACAAAACGGCUUGUGAAAUUGGUUAACCAAUCAUCAGAGAAUGACAAGUAUGGACUUGGAGAUAUAAUUCUAUUUGGGAAUAGAAAGAGAUUGAAGAUUGAUAGUAAUGAUGACCUUCUUGAGGUUGUGAAGGAGAUACAAUACUCACUGUAUUUAAAAGAGAGAAGGGAGAAAUACAAUGGUGAUAGCAGGAACUCAACGAGUGAUUAUCACAAUGGUUUAUUGACGUUUGAGGAGUUUGUGAAGGAGAAACAGUAUUCACUACCUUUGAAAAAGGGAUCGGAAAGAUGUGUCAAUAAUGGUGAAGAUAGUGAUCGUAAGAACUCGUCAAGUGUUGAUAGUAUUGAUGUUUUGACGUUUGAGGAAUUCCUGAAGAAGAAUCAUACCGUCAUUGGUGAAAAUCUGACCCUGUGUAUGGUAAACUUGUACACUCACUUGCCAACUUCUUGCAUUUCAUUAAAUGUGGUGAAAUACAUGAUUAGAGCUAUUGAAUUGCUCAAGAAAGUUAAUUCUUUAGUGUUUAAGGGGGUUGGCAUUGCUAGUGAAAGUUUUCAAUCGGUUGCAAACGAUUGUGUUGUGAUACUGAGGUCACUUCGUGCAUUUUGCGUUCCAAAUUCUAAUGAUAGUCAGGCAAUAAGGAAGCUGUGUUUGGAAAACGUUUGCUUAAUAUUUUGUACUGCAUCAACCUCGGCAAGACUGCAUGCUGAAGUAAUCAAACCACUAGAAAUUUUAGUCAUUGAUGAAGCUGCUCGGCUUAAAGAGUGUGAAUCGGCAAUCCCCUUACAACUAGGUGGCCUUCGACAUGCUAUUCUAAUAGGAGAUGAGAGGCAACUUUCUGCUAUGGUUAAAAGCAAGAUCGCAGAGAGUGCUGGUUUCGGAAGGAGUUUGUUCGAAAGACUAGUCCUAUUGGGACAUGAGAAGCACCUUCUCAAUGUCCAGUAUCGGAUGCAUCCAUCAAUUAGCUUAUUUCCAAAAAGGGAGUUUUACAAUAAUCAGAUAUUAGAUGGUCCAAAUGUCAACGAAGAAAGGUAUGAGAAAUGCUUCCUUGAGGGAAAAUUGUUUGGACCCUACUCUUUCAUUAACAUUGCAGAUGGAAAAGAAGAAUUUGGUCGUGGAUACGGGCCGAAAAAUAUGGUUGAGGUUGCUGUUGUCGAUCAGAUAGUUCUUAGCCUUUACAAAGAAUUUUCUCGAACAAAGAAGAAGAUUAGUAUUGGGAUCAUAUCACCUUACAAUAGCCAAGUCUAUGAAAUUGAACAGAGAGUGAAAAAAUACAAUACAGAUCAAUUAGAAAGAACUGACUUCUCUGUAAGUGUGCGUUCUGUUGAUGGAUUCCAAGGUGGUGAAGAGGACGUGAUAAUCAACUCCACUGUUAGAUGUAAUGGGAAUGGAUCAAUUGGUUUCCUGUCAAAUCUUCAAAGAGUUAAUGUUGUACUAACACGUGCACGGCACUGUCUUUGGAUAUUGGGGAAUGGUCCGACCUUGUGUAACAGCAACUCUAUUUGGAAGAAGCUAAUCAUCGAUGCCAAGAAUCGCAAUUGUUUUUUCAAUGCUGAGGAGGACACCAACUUGUCCCAUGCUAUGGUAUCUGCCCUCGUGGAUCUUAACCAGGUUCAAGCUUUAUUCAAUUCUGAUUCUCUGCUGUUCAGAAAUGCAAAAUGGAAGGUUUACUUUGCCAAUGAAUUUAAAAACUCCAUUGCACAAUUUAAAGACCCUGAGAUUUGUCACGAAGUGGCUUCUCUACUGAAAAAGCUUUCUAAUGGUUGGCGCCAAUCUCAUGAGGCAAAAGUCUAUGGCGGGACUUGUUGUCAGCUGUUAGAAAAGUAUCAAGUUCAUCUAAACCUGAAUUUGAUAUGGAGUGUGGACAUUCUGCAAGAUAAUUCACAACAAGUGCAGAUCAUACAAGUUUGGGAUAUUGUGCAACAUUUUAAGGUACCAGAACUUGCAAAGCGUCUUAACAUCAUUCUUGGAUGCUACACAAUGGACAAGGUUAAUCGUUGCAAACAAAUAAGUCUUGAGGGGGACAGUGUUGUUCCAAUUACAUGGCCACUGGAAUAUUCAAGCAGUUGCAGAGAAUCUGAUCCUAUUACAUCGCCACUGGAAAGUUCAAGCAGUUGCAGUGAAUCUGAUCCUUUGGAGUUCCUUUCAACACCAUUAUCUUGUAUCACUCUGGGGGACGAGCCUGCUGUAAAUUCUAAUGCAACUUAUAACAGCUACUGUUGUUCAAUGUGAGUGCAAAGAAGGCCACCGGAUCGAAACAAAUGUUGUAAUGAAAUAUGAUGAGAACAAGACGUGAUGCAAGAAGCCAAAAGCAGUGCAGCAUCUUAUGCCUCAUUUCGGUUUUCUAAAUCUCUAUAUAUGUAUUUGCAAAUACAUCUACUAUUUAUGCAGAAGUACGUAGAUUAAUUUACAUGCGGUUUUA
Argentina anserina (silverweed cinquefoil) is the source of this 3411-nucleotide messenger RNA. RefSeq lists its product as uncharacterized. The record is from RefSeq and is a predicted model, not a curated record. The transcript has 11 exons. Lineage: Eukaryota; Viridiplantae; Streptophyta; Magnoliopsida; Rosales; Rosaceae. The coding region runs from base 30 to 3221 and encodes 1063 amino acids. Gene Ontology annotation, molecular function: helicase activity.